Molecule: messenger RNA, 994 nt
Organism: Neolamprologus brichardi
Lineage: Eukaryota; Metazoa; Chordata; Actinopteri; Cichliformes; Cichlidae
Source: RefSeq, a predicted model, not a curated record
GUGAGAAUAUGUUGGGGCGCUGAUCUAACCAUUCACUGUCUCCAUGCUCUCUCUCCAGAAGGAGGACAUGCAGUGGCCUCGAGCAGAGCAGGAGGUUCCCACCUCCGUGUGCAGCCUUCCCUGUAAAACCGGCGAGAGGAAGAAGGUGGUGAAAGGCAUGCCCUGCUGCUGGCACUGCGAGCCCUGCGACGGAUACCAGUUCCAGCCUGACGAGUUCACCUGCAAGCUGUGCUCCUACAACAUGAGGCCCAGCGCCAACCGCACGUUCUGCCAGCCCAUCCCCAUCACAAAGCUGGAGUGGCACUCGCCCUGGGCGGUGAUUCCGGUUUUCCUGGCAAUGCUGGGCAUCAUCGCGACGAUCUUCGUCAUGGCUACGUUCAUACGGUACAACGACACGCCGAUCGUCCGGGCAUCCGGCAGGGAGCUGAGUUACGUCCUCCUGACUGGGAUAUUUCUGUGCUACAUCAUCACGUUCCUCAUGAUCGCCAAGCCAGAUGUCGGCGUGUGCUCGUUCAGAAGGAUUUUCCUCGGUCUGGGGAUGUGCAUCAGCUACGCCGCCCUCCUCACCAAAACCAACCGCAUCUACCGAAUCUUCGAGCAGGGCAAGAAGUCUGUGACGCCGCCGAGGCUGAUCAGUCCCACCUCGCAGCUCGCUAUCACCUCCAGCCUCAUCUCGGUCCAGCUGUUAGGGGUGUUAAUCUGGUUCGGGGUGGACCCGCCCAACACCAUCAUAGACUACGAUGAGCAGAAGACCUUCAACCCCGAUCUGGCUCGAGGGGUGUUGAAAUGCGACAUCACGGAUCUCCAGAUUAUCUGCUCGUUGGGUUACAGCAUCUUACUGAUGGUGACGUGUACUGUUUACGCCAUAAAGACCCGCGGCGUCCCGGAGAACUUUAACGAGGCCAAGCCCAUCGGCUUCACCAUGUACACCACCUGCAUCGUGUGGCUCGCCUUCAUCCCCAUCUUCUUUGGCACGGCGCAGUCGGCAGAAAAG